GGAGAGCGUGGAGAGAAGGGCGAUGAAGGCGCUCCGGGUGAAGCUGGCUUGCCGGGCAAACCCGGGGACAGGGGCCCCCGGGGCAGUCCCGGAGCACAAGGCAGCAAGGGCGACCGUGGGGAGCCGGGGCCGCCUGGACCACCGGGACGAACCGUAGACGGGGGGCUCGGAGGAGCAGGAGAGAAGGGCGAGAAGGGGGACGCCGGGGACCCCGGCGAGGACGGUGCCAAGGGCGCCAGGGGCGAAGCUGGCUCCCCUGGCCUGCCCGGAGAGAGGGGCAUCGAGGGCCCCCGAGGCCCCCCGGGCGCACGGGGUGACCCUGGGGACCGAGGCCUGCCAGGAGAGAAGGGUGAUCGUGGCCCGCCGGGGCUGGAUGGCCGCAAUGGGCUGGAAGGCAAACAGGGGCCACCGGGUCCUGCUGGGCAGAGGGGUGACGUCGGGAAGCAGGGGGACCCCGGCAGGGAUGGGCUGCCCGGGCUGCGUGGGGAGCAGGGCCUGCCGGGCCCCAUCGGCCCCCCGGGCCCCCCGGGCCUCCCCGGCAAAGCCGGCGACGACGGCAAACCCGGCCUCAACGGCAAGAAUGGGGAAGACGGCACGCCGGGAGAAGAUGGGAGGAAGGGAGAAAAAGGUGAUGCUGGAGCCCCUGGCAGAGAUGGAGAAAAAGGUGAUGCUGGAGCCCCUGGCAGAGAUGGCCGCAGCGGCACCAAGGGCGAGCAGGGGGACAGCGGCGCGCCAGGCCCCCCCGGCGCCCCCGGGCUCCCUGGCGUCCCCGGGCAGCUUGGACCCCCCGGCCAGUGUGAGGAGGUCCCCGUGCAGGGGGGAGCCUCUCCCCACGCGGGUCCCUCUCCGCGCUGGGCCCUCACCUGGGUGCUGGGCAGCCCGGCCCUGCGGCCCCUCAUGCCCGUGCUGUGUUGCAGGGGGACCCAGGGGAGCCCGGAUCCAGAGGGGAGCCGGGUCGACCUGGCAAUCCUGGAGCACGCGGUGAGCCUGGCGCAGGAGUGGUAA
Molecule: messenger RNA, 1005 nt
Organism: Tinamus guttatus (white-throated tinamou)
Lineage: Eukaryota; Metazoa; Chordata; Aves; Tinamiformes; Tinamidae
Source: RefSeq, a predicted model, not a curated record